Molecule: messenger RNA, 2996 nt
Organism: Owenia fusiformis
Lineage: Eukaryota; Metazoa; Annelida; Polychaeta; Sabellida; Oweniidae
Source: the annotation of a GenBank genome assembly
CUUGACCUUAAUGGCGGGAAAUUGCAGAAUCUAAACAAUUUACAAUGUCUCAACGAUCAAUCACAUCGUUUUUUACCUCACCAAAAGCGAAAAAGACAACCAAAGACAAUGAAACAACUAAGUCACCAUUGAAGCAGAAAAACACAAAGUCUCCAGAUGUGAAAGCAAAGAGCUCUCCUGUGAAGAAGGAAACAUCUCCUGUAAAGAAGGUAGAGGAAAGCCAUGUCAUUAAGAAAAAGGGGCGAUUGAUCAUUGAAAGUGACAGUGAAGAUGAAAAUGAAAAAGAACCUGAAACAGUUUCUAAGGAAACAAAAGAACCAGCUAACACAAAAACAGAUGAACAGCAAAUGGAAAAAAAUAAAGAAGACAUUGAAAAAGAAGUGACAAACUCUGAUGUUGAAGCUAAAGCUGGAUCAAGCAGUCCCCAGAGUGCAGUUAAAUCUCCUAUACCUCCUACUAGGACCACAGCUCGGAAGCAUAUGCGUAAACGGAAAGCAGAUGAGAGCUCUCCAAAUAAGGAGUCAAAAUCAUCUCCAAACAAAAAACCAAAAUGUGAACCCAAAACCCCAGAGUCCGUUAAAGACACAACUGAUGAAGAAAAGGAUAAACAAGGAGAGGAGGUUGAUGUUAAGGCAGAUAAGGUUAAAGAAGAGAAAAUGGAAAUUGAUUCUGAGGAAGUUGUUGAGUCAGAGCCUUCAAAAAUAACUGAACAAGAACAGCCUGUAAAAGAGACAAAGAAACCCUCACCAAAGACCAAAAAAUCAUCGCCAAAAGCAACAAAAACACCAAAAUCAACAAAGAAAACAACAAAGAAAAAUGCUGUUAAAACACCAGAGACGAAGAAGGAGGUUAAGAAAGAAAUAAAGGAGGAAAUCAAGAAUGAGGAGGGAAGUGAAAAUAAAAAAGAUACAAAGGAAGAACAGAAUAAAGAUAAUGAAGGAGAUAAGAAAACAAAAGAAGUAAACGAGGACAAGAAAGAAACUCCUGCUAAAAAGUCAUUUGGUAUGUUUGGAAGUAAGGCUACAGAAACUGGUAAUGAUUUUAAUCCUGCCAAGUCUAGGUACCACCCUAUAGAAGAUGGAUGUUGGAAGAAGGGAGAAAAAGUUCCAUAUCUAGCACUAUCCAAGACACUAGAACAGAUAGAGGCAACUUCUGGCAGGUUGAAAAUGACAGAGAUCCUAACAAAUCUGUUCAGGUCAGUGAUCAUCCUGACCCCCCUUGAGCUGACCCAGUGUGUAUACCUCUGUCUCAAUAAACUAGCUCCAGCCUAUGAGGGGGUAGAACUUGGGAUAGGAGAGACAGUCCUUAUGAAAGCUAUUUCUCAAACUACAGGGCGCCCCAUGGACAAGAUCAAGGCUGAUGCACAGGAAAAGGGUGAUCUUGGAAUAGUAGCUGAGUCAAGUCGCAGUACCCAGAGGACCAUGUUUGCUCCUCCAAAACUGACCAUCACAACUGUCUUUACCAAACUUAAGGAAAUAGCUACCAUGUCUGGCAAUUCAGUGAUGUCUAAGAAGAUUGACAAAAUCAAAGGCAUGUUUGUUGCUUGUCGUCAUUCUGAGGCUCGUUACUUGAUUCGCUCACUAGGUGGCAAGCUACGGAUAGGGCUGGCUGAGCAAUCAGUCUUGACAGCAUUGUCGCAUGCAAUUGUCUUGACGCCUCCUGGUAAAGAUAUUCCAGAUGCUGGAAAAGGACUGUCUUCUGAUGCCCUUAAGAAAAAAUUGGAAGAAGCUGAACUGAUCAUUAAAACUACAUACAGUGAGUGUCCCAACUAUGAUGCUAUCAUCCCUGUGCUAUUGAAGGAUGGUCUUGAAGAACUGCCAAACAAAUGUAAACUCACACCAGGUAUUCCCCUUAAGCCCAUGUUGGCCCACCCCACUAAAGGUGUUAGUGAAGUUCUACACAGGUUUGAAGGCAAUGAGUUCACCUGUGAAUAUAAAUAUGAUGGGGAACGUGCCCAGAUUCACUUAUUAGAGAAUGGUCAGAUUCAUGUCUACAGUCGAAACUCUGAGGAUAAUACAUCAAAGUACCCAGAUAUUAUCAAACGUCUUCCCAGCAUCAUCAAAGAGGGGGUAACAUCAUGUGUAUUGGAUUCUGAAGCAGUUGCAUGGGAUGAAGAAAAUAAACGAAUAUUACCUUUCCAAGUUCUCAGUACCAGGAAACGUAAAGACGCAGAUGUAAAUGAGAUCAAAGUUCAGGUGUGUGUCUAUGCGUUUGAUCUCCUCUACCUGAAUGGGGAAUCUCUGGUUCGUGAACCAUUCAGAGUACGUCGUGAGAAGCUCAGGGAAUCCUUGAAGGAGGUCGAGGGAGAAUUUGUCUUUGCUACAUCUAUGGUGUCAUCCGAUACAGAGAAAAUAGCUGAAUUUUUAGAUGAAUCUAUAAAAGGAGACUGUGAAGGUCUAAUGGUGAAGUCACUUGAUGUUGAUGCCACAUAUGAGAUUGCCAAACGUUCACAUAACUGGCUCAAGUUGAAAAAAGACUACCUAGAUGGCGUUGGUGACACCCUUGACCUUGUUGUGAUUGGUGGUUACCAUGGUAGUGGGAAACGAACUGGCAAAUAUGGUGGUUUCCUGUUAGCUUGUUAUGAUGAAGAAAAUGAAGAAUAUCAAACUAUUUGCAAGAUAGGUACAGGUUUUAAGGAUGAGGAUCUUGAGCAGCAUGUAAAGUUCCUGAAGGAGCAUGUAAUAGAGAAACCAAAACCUUAUUAUCGCUGUGAUAAAUCCUUGGCCCCUGACCACUGGUUUGAUGCUGUCCAGGUGUGGGAAGUAAAGGCUGCUGAUCUCUCUAUAUCACCUGUCCACACUGCUGCAGCUGGCCUGGCUGAUCCAGAGAAAGGUAUAUCUCUGAGGUUCCCAAGAUUCUUAAGGAUCAGAGAGGACAAAAAACCUGAAGAAGCAACUAGUAACAGUCAGGUGUAUGAGAUGUACAAGAACCAGGACCAGAUCCAGAAUCAGCAGAAAAAUACUAAGAAGAAAGAUGAAGAGGAGGAUUUCUACUAA